CCUCCUCACCCUCAUCACGUCUGUGUACACUUCUCUUGAGACGUUUACCAACUUCAGCAGUCUUUGCUACAGUAGUAUAGCCGAUCACAGAACUGGAUAUUUUUCAAUAUUAUGGCAGAUAAAGGACCUAUCCUAACUUCAGUCAUCAUUUUCUACUUGUCCAUCGGAGCCGCGAUUUUUCAGAUCCUCGAGGAGCCGCAUUGGAAAUCAGCUCUGGACGAUUAUAAAAACCAAACGGACAAUAUAUUAAACAAAUAUCCCUGUUUAAGUGAGAAAGAUUUGGACGAAAUAAUUCAGGUUGUGGCUGAGGCAGCUGGAAGAGGCGUGGCCAUCACAGGAAAUAAAGAAUUCAACAACUGGAAAUGGGAGAAUGCUAUUAUUUUUGCAGCCACAGUUAUCACUACCAUAGGUUAUGGUAAUGUCGCUCCAAAGACAGGCGGCGGCCGUGUGUUCUGUAUCCUGUAUGGACUUUGUGGUAUUCCGCUGUGCCUCACAUGGAUAAGUGAGCUGGGCACAUUCUUUGGUGGGAGAUCAAAGCGCCUGAGUCAGGUGCUUCUCCAUAAAGGUCUGACUGUGAAAAAAGUUCAGUUCAUCUGUACAGCUAUAUUCCUUUUAUGGGGAUUUCUGGUUCACCUCAUCAUCCCGUCCUUUGUGUUCAUGGUCUAUGAGAAAUGGACUUACUUAGAAGGACUCUACUUCUCCUUUACCACCAUGACAACUGUUGGUUUUGGAGACUAUGUAACAGGUGUGAACCCAGAAGAAAACUACCCAGCACUCUACAGAUUCUUUGUGCAGCUGUGGAUUUUUCUGGGUCUGGCCUGGUUGUCUCUGUUCUUUAGCUGGAAUGUGCAUAUGGUGGUCGAAGCCCAUAAAGUCCUGAAGAAAAGGAGGUUGAAACGUCUCAAGAUUCCCAUGGAUGAUGUACCAAUAUCAAAAGAAAUAAAAAAAGCCCCAAAGCCACCACCUCUAUCUGGAGUCAUUGACAUCUUUCAGUUCAUGUCUGAGAAGGUGGAGGACUACAGCGACGUCAUCCGAGCCAUUGGAGCGGAGGAGAUGCGGAAGAAGAAGAAGCAAGAAGAGGAACUGGCACGGUCCAAAAGCUGCAGUGACCUUCUGCAUGGCCUGGUGAUUCCUCUCGAUCAUUCUCCUCGUCUGAAACGGAGAUUCAGCGUCAGCGCCAACAUGUGCAUGGUCAUAUCUGGAGAGUCAACAGAAGGACUUAACAACAACCAAGAGGAUCAGGCACUACAAAAGGAGCCCCACGGAGAUCCUAAGGACCCCAAGCUUGUUGAGAACCUUGAACGCUGUGCAUGGGACUCCUGUCCAUCACUCUCUCAGGGUCCUGUCCAAAGCCCUACCAGUACCAUCAACAAUAGGGAUUCAAGGUUUUCAGUGUCCAAAAUAUCAGAAGACAACAUUUUAGGAAAGAGGAAAAGCAUUGGUUGAAGACGACAUUGAUCUAAAAGGUCUACAUUUUAAAAAUAAUUCCUUAUCAAAGUUAUUCAGAUCUGUUUAAAUAAUUCAUUUUGAAAGUCGAAGAUUACUAUGGUGGAGUUGAAUUACUGAAAGGGGUAAAGCUGAUGCUAUCAGUAGCACUUGAAGAACUAAGAGGACUCUAACUCUAAAAAAGGAAGACAUGCUACUAAUGCUACCUCUUCCUAACUAAAUAUGGCUGCAGUUUUAUGACACUCAAGUGAUUAUUGCUGUUUACAGUAUUGAAAAACGUUCAGGUAACACUCAGAGUAUUGAGACAAGUCUGUGACCAAGAUAAGGAUGUAGAGGGUUGGCAGAGGAAAUGAAAUGGAUUUCCUGCCACGCCUGGACCUUCACAAAUGACAUUGGAAUCUUUGGCUGUGCAUGGUUUCGAUCAUAGUCUUUUCUUUCUCUUGAUAAUUGUUACCAAAAUGUCUGCUUGGUCAAAAUCUGCCAAUGUUUGGAAUGGAAUACUAGCAUACUGCUUGCUGCAUACCUUGCAGAUCAUAAAAAAAAUGGUAUGUGAAAUGGUAUGUUUAAACAUUUCAAACAGUAGUCAGUUUGAGCCUGAUCAAAUAAUGGCUGGGAGAUGUUAAUACGUUUUCAUUGAUCAUCAUUCAAAUAAGUGAUAUCGCUAUCGGUUCAUCCUUCAUACUGGGAAUGGAAGGUCGAGAUGAGUGCAUUGCGGAAUAUAGGAUCCAGAGUAGUGUGUUGGGGUAUACAAAUGCACUGGUACAGUAUAAAGUGUACUUUAUUUAUACUGAACAUUUUGUUAAAUGUAGUAUGCCAUCCAUGUAUUCCAUGUCUGGGUAAUAUAUUAGCCAGUAUUUGGGGGAAGCAAAGAGAUGUGAAAAAAUGACCAAAAUAGUCCAGAUAUUUAUAAUGUGGAACCUGUAGUAAAUUCCUGUUUUUCUUUAUUUUUAUGCAUGUACAUUCACACUAAGCCAUUUUUUGUUUGAAAACUCUGUUGUCAGUUUCCUAAUGUCAUUGUUUUAUAAAGUGUGUGGUACUGGAGAGCAUUUACGAAACGCCCCUUUUUUAGUAGAGGAAACACCAUUCUUGUGUGAAUGAGAGGUGUAAAAAUAGCUAAAUUAAAAUUUGUAAUGGAAAAGGAUGCAAAAAAAUGUCCUACACCCUUAAAGAUAUUAAUGAAAUAAGUGUCCUGAGAUAUCUUUCUGUAGACUUUGUAGGCUUUUCACCUGUCAAUCAUUCUCAUACAUUUACAUUUAUGCAUUUGGCAGACGCUUAUAUUCAAAGCGACUUACAGAGCCCUUAUUACAGGGACAAUCCCCCUGGAGCAACCUGGAGUUAAGUGCCUUGCUCAAGGACACAAUGGUGGUGGGUGUGGGGCUCGAACCAGCAUUCCUCUGAUUACCAGAUUACCAGUUAUGUGCUUAGACCACUACACCACCACCACUCAUGAAGUGCUUGUUCUCAUAGUGUUGCAUUAAAAGCGAAUCAUUGAGGCUAUGAUUCAUAAUGUUUGUCAGUUGAGGGCACUAUUGUUCCACUGUUGAAUUUAACAGCCACAGGAACACACAAUGUUACUUAUUUGUUCGGUUUUGGUCUCAAAGUUAUCUUUGGGGGGCGGAGUUUUGGAAUGAGGGAGCGUGGCUAAUUCAACAGCUCAGUCAAGUGAAGGCUUCGAACGCUAAAAUCGCUUGCAGCACCUUUAAUGUGUAUUCAAAUGGAAGUGUACUAGUGCAUGGCUUCAAAUGUUAUCAAAUUUUAUUUUAGGCUUCUAUAUCUUUUGGGUUUAGAUACCAUAUAGUGACCAUUUCAAUUAUAAAGGUUACAUUUUGUAUUCCUUAAAAUCAAUUCCAUGGUGCCCUAUAAAAAAAGUUAAUUUCCGACACGGUUUCAGACAUAUACAUUUGCAUACAUUACCAUGCACAGUAUACGUCCUGCUAACACUGUAACCGGUGUAUUUGUUGAGUAGGCUUCAUUUGCCAUACGGAGAUAGCAACUUCUCAGGCUUCCACAAAAUUGCCAACCUAUGAAAGAUUUGAUUAUUGAUGUUCUGUCAUGGGAUCCUGACAGAUUAUGGACUUUUACUUAUUAUUAUUAUUUUGCCUUUUUAUAUUUUUGUUACUAUUUCUUGUAUGCCAGUUUUGAUAUUAAAAAGUAUUUUUCCACAUUGUCUCUAUCUGCUGUUACCAGACUCUUAGUUGAUAAGCCUCAUCCUGUCUGAAGGCAGGAGUGAGGA
This is a messenger RNA of Xyrauchen texanus (razorback sucker), 3679 nucleotides long. It is a transcript of the gene kcnk5b, whose product is annotated as potassium channel, subfamily K, member 5b. Gene Ontology annotation, molecular function: potassium ion leak channel activity. The record is from RefSeq and is a predicted model, not a curated record. Gene Ontology annotation, cellular component: membrane. Gene Ontology annotation, biological process: stabilization of membrane potential; potassium ion transmembrane transport. The transcript is spliced from 5 exons. NCBI's taxonomy places the organism in Eukaryota, Metazoa, Chordata, Actinopteri, Cypriniformes, Catostomidae. The coding region runs from base 112 to 1446 and encodes 444 amino acids.